Molecule: messenger RNA, 1274 nt
Organism: Papaver somniferum (opium poppy)
Lineage: Eukaryota; Viridiplantae; Streptophyta; Magnoliopsida; Ranunculales; Papaveraceae
Product: cytochrome P450 71D8-like
Exons: 2
Coding region: 1-1167 (388 amino acids)
Molecular function (GO): oxidoreductase activity, acting on paired donors, with incorporation or reduction of molecular oxygen; iron ion binding; heme binding
Source: RefSeq, a predicted model, not a curated record
AUGGAGUUCUACUUUACUCUAUUUUCAGUUUUCCUUCUUUUACUGCUCAUGGUGGUGAAGACGGCGAUAAAAAGAUUCAAAUCGAAAAACUCAAAUUCAAAGUUUCUUCCAGGGCCAUGGAAACUACCUGUCGUAGGCAACUUGCACCAGUUAAUGUUAGGCCACCUACCACACCAUACCCUAAGAGAUUUGGCUAGGAAAUAUGGACCGUUUAUGCAUCUACAACUCGGUGAAGUUUCUACUGUCGUUGUAUCUUCACCAAAAAUGGCCAAACAAAUUAUGAAGACGCAUGACUUAAAUUUUGCGGAUAGAGGUGAAACUCUUGCUUCUAAGAUAAUGACCUAUAACUGUACAGAUGUGGCUUUCUCUCCAUACGGUGAUUACUGGAGGCAACUGCGAAAGAUAUUUAUGUUGGAGCUCUUAAGUACUAAACGUGUACAGUCGUUCGGGUCUAUAAGGGAAGAAGAGGUAUCAAACCUCAUCAAUAGUAUUUCAUUGAUGGCUGGAUCACAGAUAAAUCUCAGUGAAAAAAUUUCCUCGCUGACUAAUGAUGUGACAGCCAGGGCAGCGUUCGGUAAGAAAUCCAAAGAUAAAGAAGCAUUCAUAUCAUUGAUCAAGGAGACAACUAAGAUGGCAAGUGGUUUUGCUAUUAGUGAUUUGUUCCCUUCUUUAAAAUUCAUUCAUGUCAUCAGUGGUAUGAAAUCAAAACUGGAGAGUUUACAUCAGAAGACCGACAAAAUACUUGAUAACAUCAUCAAAGAACACAUAGAGAAUAGAACAGCAAUAAAAACAAACAAGGAUGAAGCUGAGGAAGACCUAGUAGAUGUACUUCUUCAACUUAAGGGAAAUGGUGGACCUGAAUUUGCUAUCACGCCCAACAACCUUAAAGCAGUUAUCUUGGACAUAUUCACUGCCGGGACAGCAAGUUCUUCAACUACAGUAGAAUGGGCGAUGUCAGAGAUGCUGAGGAUGUGUCCAGGAAUAAAUUUUGGUAUAGCAAAUGUUGAGCUUGUACUUGCGCAACUACUUUACCACUAUGAGUGGAAGCUCCCAAAUGGGGUCAAGCCAGAAGAUCUUGACAUGUCCGAGUCCUUUGGCGCAAGCGUCAGAAGAAAAAACGAUCUACACCUGACCCCCAUCCCUUACAAGCCUGUACCGACUAAGUAAACUGUAAAGCUGUUUUCUGUGGUACGAGUUUGUCAGAGUCAGCUCAGUUUUAGAAAUAUUUUCUUGUGUUAUAUGUAAUGCAAAGCACAAGCAGAACUGAUGGGGUC